Molecule: messenger RNA, 801 nt
Organism: Chrysoperla carnea
Lineage: Eukaryota; Metazoa; Arthropoda; Insecta; Neuroptera; Chrysopidae
Product: acetylcholinesterase-like
Exons: 3
Source: RefSeq, a predicted model, not a curated record
GAACUACUUCCUGUAAUGGUUUGGAUACAUGGUGGGAAAUUUCAUCAAGGUUCUUCAAGCUGUGAGCUUUUUGGGCCUGAAUUUUUAGUAGCAAAAGAUGUUGUUCUUGUUACAUUAAAUUAUCGAUUAGGUUAUUUUGGCUUUCUGAAGCUAAAUGACCCAGAAGCAGGUGCUCCUGGUAAUGCAGGUCUAAAGGAUCAAGUUCAAGCUUUACGUUGGGUAAAACAUAAUAUUGAAUUUUUUUGUGGUGAUAAGAAUAAUAUUACAAUUUUUGGUUCGAGUGCUGGAGGUGCUUCUGUCCAUUUAAUGACUUUAUCACCUCUUACAAAAGGCCUAUUUCAUAAAGCUAUCAUACAAAGUGGUGUUGGUUUAUGUCCUUGGGCAUUUCAAAUACGUAAAGAUUAUGAAUUGGCUCGUGCUUUUGGCUGUAAAUCCAAUGAUGAUAAACAAAUCUUAAAAUUUUUACAACAAAUCAAGCCGCAACGAUUUAUCCAGCAAGAACAUGCUAUAUUUCCAGUUUCGCAACGAAUGGUAGCAGAAAUAUGCACAGCCACACCGACUGUAGAACAACCGCCAUUACUUGGAUCGUUUAUUUCAAAAAAACCUGAAUGUCAAAUGGCUACCGGAAAUUUUCAUCAUGUUCCAAUUAUGAUUGGUGUGAAUAGAAACGAGGGAUUAUCGUUUUUAAAUGCGAAAUUUUUUCAAAAAAUUUCACCACAAUUUAUCGAUAAUACUCUUUUAAUCCCGAGGGAUUUGAGAAAUAUGUUGCGGACAGAUCAACAAGUAAAGGAAUUUAGUGAU